ACAUAUACUCUUUGCCUUGUUCAUCUGUGUCUUCUUUACCAUCCGAAUCUGCACGAGAAAUUAAGGCCGAGAAAUCUUGACGCGAAAAUCUCUCUCCAAUGGAGUCUUGCCCUUCCGUAAAGAACAUCUUACUUUUGGACUCAGAAGGAGCUCGUGUAGCUGUGAAGUACUAUUCAGAUGACUGGCCAACUAAUAGUUCUAAGGAAGCAUUUGAAAAGUCUGUGUUUACCAAGACCCAGAAGACAAAUGCACGGACGGAAGCGGAGAUAGCAAUGUUUGAGAGUAAUAUUGUCAUCUACAAAUUUGCUCAAGACCUUCACUUCUUUGUUACUGGGGGUGAUGAUGAAAAUGAGCUCAUUAUCUCCACAGUUCUUCAGGGUUUCUUUGAUGCAGUCAGUCUUCUGCUUAGGGGUAAUGUGGAUAAGAAGGAAGCACUUGAGAAUUUAGAUCUCAUUUUAUUGUGCCUCGAUGAAAUUGUUGACGGCGGAAUCAUCCUGGAAACAGAUGCAAAUGUUAUUGCUGGUAAGGUUGCAAGCCACAGCGUAGAUUCCGGAGCUCCUCUGUCUGAGCAGACAAUAAGUCAAGCACUGGCAACCGCACGCGAACAUCUUACAAGAUCUCUCCUCAAUGUAUGAGGAUGACGAGGACGAUGAUGAUGAUGAUGAUGAUGAUGAUGAUGAUGAUGAUGAUACAGUUUGAGUUGAACAAGCCCAGUUUCUUGAUUUUUCUGCAGCAGGGUAACAAUUUGGACAUUACUUUGCAGUUGGUUUCUUGAAAAUUAGACAUAUAAAAUGGUUUCUUCAAUUCUUUUGGUUGUGUUUCUUAUAGAGCAUUCUCAUCAACUUCAAAUGGGUUUCGUGAAAAAAGUCGGUUUCGGUUUUGUUUAGAUAAUUACUAUUUGAUGAAUUUGAAUAUUCUUCCAUGAAUGUUGUGUAUUUUCAAUAGUUAGAAAAUAUGAUAAAACACAAAUUUUCUGCAGUAA
Cynara cardunculus var. scolymus (artichoke) is the source of this 982-nucleotide messenger RNA. Its product is annotated as coatomer subunit zeta-1-like. Lineage: Eukaryota; Viridiplantae; Streptophyta; Magnoliopsida; Asterales; Asteraceae. Bases 99 to 635 code for a protein of 178 amino acids. Gene Ontology annotation, biological process: retrograde vesicle-mediated transport, Golgi to endoplasmic reticulum; intra-Golgi vesicle-mediated transport; intracellular protein transport. The record is from RefSeq and is a predicted model, not a curated record. Gene Ontology annotation, cellular component: COPI vesicle coat. The transcript has 7 exons.